AAAUAAAAUAAAAAAAGAUCUCCCCUGAAAUUUGGUUUCAUUAUUCUCUCUCUUAUCUUUUGUCUAUAAAAGCCAGAGACAACCAUAAACCAAUUCAUCAUUACUAUCGUUCUCCAUUUCCAUCGACUCAACAAAACCAAAAUAUCACUAGGUACAUCUCCGCCGUCCGAUCAAAUCUUCCUCUCUAUCUAUUCUGUAUCACAAUGAAAACCAGUCCAAUCGCUUACGACCUUUACGAAUACAUCACUUCAACGGAGUCGGAUCCGCCCCGGGAAUUGCCGGAGCCCGAUGUUUAUGUUCUCACAUCUGACGGACUACGAAUCCCGGCGCAUUCUAGCAUUCUGGCUUCGGCGUCGGCUGUAUUUGAGAGUAUAAUUGAACAGCCACGUAAGAACAGAAGCUCCGAAAGAGUCAUUCGGAUCCUCGGCGUUCCUCAAGACGCCGUCGUUUCGUUUGUUCGCUUUCUCUACUCGUCGAGGUGCGAGGAGGAACAGCUUGAGCUGUAUGGAAUUCACUUGCUGGCACUGUCGCACGUUUACCUGGUUCCACAGCUGAAACAGAAAUGCGUAAAGAACUUGGGUCAACGGUUGACUUCCGAGAAUGUGGUGGAUGUCCUCCAACUUGCCAAGCUCUGCGACGCACCGGAUCUUUACCUCAAGUGCCUGAAACUCGUUUCAACUCAUUUCAAGGCUGUUGAAGCCACCGAAGGCUGGAAAUUCCUUCAAGACCACGAUCCUCAUCUAGAACUCGAUAUCUUGCAGUUCAUUGACGAGGACGAAAUGAGGAAGAAGAAGUCAAGAAAGCAUAGGGAAGCACAAAGCUUGUUUUUACAGCUAAGCGAAGCUAUGGAGUGUUUACAGCACAUAUGUACGGAAGGGUGCACAAGUGUUGGGCCGCAUGAUAUGGUGCCCGGAAAGAAGAAAGGCCCAUGUAGCAAAUUCUCCACGUGUCAAGGUAUCCAGCAGUUGAUCAAUCACUUUGCCACGUGUAAGAAGAGGGUUAAUGGUGGUUGCUUGCGUUGCAAACGUAUGUGGCAGCUUCUCAGGCUUCACUCUUCAAUUUGUGAACAAUCUGAUUCAUGCAAAGUUCCUCUAUGCAGGCAAUUCAAGUUGAAAAUACUCCAAGAGAAGAAGAAAGAUGAUUUAAGAUGGAAGCUAUUGGUGAAAAAGGUGGUGUCAGCUAAAACCAUAUCUUCUUUGUCCUUGACUAAAAGGAGGAAAGAAGAGGACCAGAGAGAGAAAUUGGGCUUGAGGGGCUACAGGUUGUAAUUAAUCAGAGUAGUCAGUGUAGUCAUAGUAGAAGAAGUACUUGAGAAGUGUUUUUCUUUUUCUUUUUUCCAAGUGUGAAAAGAGUGAAUUUUAAAUUUCACUUUUGUAAAUCGAAGUUUUUCUUUUAGGUAAAUCUAAAUAGUAAUAGUGUGGUUCUAUAAUAUGAAUCAUUUGUAAUAUUCAAAGAGAAAAAGUGAGAAUAUCCCAUCAUGAGGCAAAGAAGCUAGGUUGCCUCAGUUGUGUUUUGGUAAAGAGAAACACUUACAUGGGAUUAAAUUACUUUGUAAUUUUGAGUCAUUACUUUUGUAUGAAUGUACAUGCGAGUUGUUCUUAAAUAAAUACAUAUUUUAAUAUUAAUAUUAAU
Messenger RNA from Cannabis sativa, 1632 nucleotides. RefSeq names its product BTB/POZ and TAZ domain-containing protein 1. Bases 204 to 1268 code for a protein of 354 amino acids. Gene Ontology annotation, cellular component: nucleus. The record is from RefSeq and is a predicted model, not a curated record. NCBI's taxonomy places the organism in Eukaryota, Viridiplantae, Streptophyta, Magnoliopsida, Rosales, Cannabaceae. Gene Ontology annotation, molecular function: protein binding. The transcript has 5 exons.